Pezoporus occidentalis (night parrot) is the source of this 2176-nucleotide messenger RNA. Its product is annotated as p53 apoptosis effector related to PMP-22-like. The transcript is spliced from 3 exons. Bases 312 to 881 code for a protein of 189 amino acids. Gene Ontology annotation, biological process: cell-cell adhesion. Gene Ontology annotation, cellular component: membrane; cell-cell junction. NCBI's taxonomy places the organism in Eukaryota, Metazoa, Chordata, Aves, Psittaciformes, Psittacidae. The record is from RefSeq and is a predicted model, not a curated record.
AGCAGAGAGGAUCCCACAGAUAAACCCAGCCUGGAAGCUUCUCCCUAGCUCAACUGGUUAUUGCUCAGCGGCAGCUCUUACUCAUGUGAAUUUAGGUGGAGCUCCCUUACUCCCUCUGUCCCUCCCUCUUUCCCUGCCUGCCGUGUCUCUCCUGAUUAGAAAGCUUUUUCUCAAGCAUCUGCACAGGCGCUCAUAGGUACCAGCCAGUGCUCGCUUCCCGGGGGCUUUGUAGAAGCUUCCAUUGCUCUGCACUGCUGAGUCCGUGGCAGAGACAGCUGUCCUCCUCCCAUCAGUGUCCCCUGCCCUGAAAGAUGGUGAAGUACGGCCUUGACUACACGCGGUGCAGAUGGAUCCUACCUCUGCUCCUGGGCAUAGGUGUCAUCUUCGGUAUCAUCGCACUGGCGGGAAGGGGCUGGCUGGAGUCGCAGACCUUGCCCUAUGUGCACCAAGCGUCGUUAUGGGAGAGCUGCAGGAGACCUGAGCAGGGUGGGGAAUGGUCCUGCGAGUCCCUCAUGGAUUACGCUUGGGGAAGAGCUGCUGCUGCCACAUACCUGGUUGGCUUUAUACUUCUAGUCAUUUGUUUUGCUCUGGCCAUCAUAGCAUUUGCUAUUGACACACUUCGAUUCAACUUCAUACGCGGGAUUGGAGGCUUGCUUUUUGUCGCUGCUGUAUUCUCCAUCAUGGGCCUGGUUAUUUAUCCAGUAAAGUUCUCAACUGAAAUUGAAAUGACGGGAAUCAAUAUGUUCAGCUGGGCCUAUGGCUUUGGCUGGACCACUGCCAUUAUGGAAAUAUGCUUGGGAUUCUUCUUCUGCUGCCUUCCUAACUACGAAGAUCAAAUCUUGGGUAAUGUGAAGCCCACAUAUUUUUACUCUUCCCCGUAAGCACCAGGAAAAAAGGGUUCGUAUUCCAGAGGUAUCUGUCAGACCAGCUACAUUUUCUAGAAUAUUGUCGUUGGAUGUUAGUAGAAAUGGCUGGAAACUUUUCAAAUGCGUGUAGAAAAAUGAUACUGGAAUUCCACAAUAAAGUUAUCCACUCUAUUUUGGACCUUCAUAGUUGAUGUGCAUUGGUUAGAUAGUCUAAACAUUAAAAACACUUGUGUUUCCUCAUUCAUUCCUGUGAGUGAGGUAUGUGUGCAUUCCACUGCAUCUUAAAGGCAUUCAUUUUUCUAAUUAAAUUCAGAAAAGCUUUUUAAACUGCCAAGAAACUAAACAAUAUAUAGCAUCUUCCUGAGGGAAAGGAAGACCCCACCCCCCCCAUUUUGUAUGUAUUAUCUUUAUCCUGAAGAUAUUGCACAUUUUUUAAGAAGCCAAAUACCUUUACCCACUGACUGCCAGAGUAGUAAAUUAGUCAGCCAGCACUUCAUAGCUUUGCUUCCAUUUCUCAUUCAUUCACUUAAGACUUAGAGACAGGGUAGGACAAGGACGAGAGAAGCCCCCUAUCAAAGAUAGGAUCUUGACUUUUACCCAUCCAUGUGGAAUAUAAGUAUUUAUUUCUAAAUACCUGUAAGAGUAAGAAAGGACCUUCAGUAAACUUAAAAAUCUCAGUGUGCCAUUGAUAGGGCCAGCACAGAGUGGGCAGAGGUAGAGGCAAUUUCAAGCCACUCCUGCAACCUGGUUUGAAGAGGCUCCUGGUGUGGCUUUGUUCAUGAGCAUCUGCCUCUUCUAACUACUGUAUCAAGAUCUAUGUCUUUAAAAAGCCCUGCUAUACUGGUCCAGCCCUUUUAUCCACUGUAGAAGGGUCAAGAAGGACUUAAGCAGAGCUAUACUGUUGUACAUUACUGUAAAAUGUAUAAGUACCUCUUACCAUCUUAUACUAAGGCUCUCAUAGAGAAAAUCAUGUCAUAAAGCACAUUUCAGAAUUUUACACUCCAGAGUGCUGCAAGCAUCAAUAUACUGCAAGCAAUGAAGUAUUCUCAAGCCUCUGCUGGUUUCUGCCUUGUUAACCCUAACUUUAUAAUGCUCCAUUUCUUCUCUUAAGUGAAAAAAUUGAUAAUUUUGCUAUGAGGAGAAAUAAAUCUUUAUCAAAAUCCUUAGCUACAGAGGUUUAUUACCUUGUAACACAUCUGCAAUUUUUUAACUAUGUGUACCCUGCCAAAUAUCUUCACUGCAAAGAAUGAGGGAUAGAAAACAUUUUUUAGUAGAAGCUCUGGGUAGCUAAAAUUAAUGAAGACACCAGA